Sus scrofa (pig) is the source of this 1769-nucleotide messenger RNA. NCBI's taxonomy places the organism in Eukaryota, Metazoa, Chordata, Mammalia, Artiodactyla, Suidae. The record is from RefSeq and is a predicted model, not a curated record.
GCUGUCCCGGUCCGCAGCUGGGAGGGAAAAAGAAAGGAGGAAGCCUCACCCAUCAGGUGGCCGGUACUAAGGUGCAGUGCUUGGUGGGGCCUUCAGAACACACCACAACGUAACCUGGCCCGAGUUCCCCAGCUGCUUCCCCAGCUACUCACCUGUUCCCAGAGGGUCCCAGAAAGAGAGAAGGGAGAGGGAGGGGGAGAGACCCCCAGUAAGUCCCCGUGCAGGACCGAAAUGUCUCGGUCCAUGGGCACAGUUUGGAAAAACAAUUUUCCAGACUCGUGGCGAGGGGAAGACAAAGGAGAGGUUAUCGGCAGGGAUGCGCUUGGUGGAGAGGGACGACCUCCUGAUCUUCGGGGGGACCUGACCGCAGGGGAGUUGGUGGGCUUGUUGACCGUGUUGCAGUCACUCGGCAAGUCUUCGCUGGCCAGCAGGAGGACUCUACAUGCUGCACACAGACAGGCCUCUGCUUCCCUCUCCCUUCGGGUUUCCACACUCGCGCCCCUAGACACAGCCCUGCCACCUGCCCCAGUCAGGCACCACUGAGUGCAUGUCCAGGCCCCGCCUGCCUCGCCCUGUGUCUGUUACCUAAUCCCCUCAGGUGACCCGCCCGGGAGUAGGUGCCCACAGCCCCAGGCUCCCUUUGUUCCCAGUCAGCAUCUCCUUGGAAAGUAGUGGCCGCAGCUAGAGGCUCAGGCCUGGCUUCUCUGGGGUCCUCCUUUUGUCCGUUCUUCUUGACAAUGUCCCUGAGUAGGGACACAAACCCGGCAGAAGGCCAGGUCACCCUGAAGGAAGCCCUCUGGCUGCUUGGGUUCUGGGCAGUGCUGGCCUCAGUCCAGUGCUCUCAAGGCCGCCCCUCAUGGCGUUACAUCUCCUCAGAGGUGGUGGUUCCCAGGAAGGAGUUACACCAUGGCAAGGGCGUUCAGAUGCCAGGCUGGCUCUCCUACAGCCUGCAUUUUGGGGGCCAGAGGCAUAUUAUCCACAUGCGGCCCAAGAAAAUCUUUUGGCCUGGACACCUGCUCGUGAUGACUCAGGAUGACCAAGGAGCCUUGCAGAUGGACUACCCCUUCAUCCCUUCCGACUGUUACUACCUCGGCUACUUGGAGGAGAUUCCUUUUUCCAGGGUCACGGUGGACACAUGCUAUGGGGGUCUCCGAGGCUUUAUAAAGUUAGAUGACUUAACCUACGAAAUCAACCCCAUGAAGGAGUCUCAAAGGUUUGAACAUGUCGUUUCUCAGAUAGUAGCAGAUGCCAAUGCAGUGGGACCUAUGUAUCCACUGGGCUACAAAGAGGAAGAAGACCCCCUGUUCUCUCCAGAAGAUGCCAGUGCAGCCCCCAGGAUCGCUAAAGCCUGGCAAACGAUCGUUGUGGAGAUAAGAAGGUGGACCCUGGGGAGACCUGCGACUGUGGCUCCAUUAAGGAGUGUUACAGCAACCCCUGCUGUACCGAUGAAUGUCGGCUUACACCCGGAAGUUCUUGUAGUGUAGACCUGUGCUGUUCAAACUGCAACUAUUCCCACCUGGGACACUCUGCAGGCCAACCCAAAAUAUAUGCGACCUUCCCGAGUACUGCACUGGUACAGAAAGGUUUUGUCCUGGUGAUGUUUAUUUGCAAGAUGGAACCCCGUGCUCCGAGGAGGGCUAUUGCUAUCAUGGAAAUUGCACGGACCGCUCCAUGCAUUGCAAAGAGAUCUUUGGCAGAAAUGCUGUGAACGCUGCAAAUGAGUGCUAUUCUAUCAACAAAAGGGGCCAUCGGUAUGGACACUGUAGAAA